CUCGGAUGGAGCAGCUUUUUCGGAGCAGGGAUUUCUCCGGCCCGACUAACACCGAACCGCAGGAUUCCCGGCUCGUCAUUAUCAAUUGUCUGGGAUAUGGGAAUUUGAAUGCCCAUAACUUGCCAGAGGCAACAACACGCCAAGUCACCAGCAUACAAUGUCUUUAGUCCGCACCUUACGGGGUGACUUACCGCAGCAGGCGCGAUCACUGUAUCGACAGCUGCUGCGGCAAAGCAACGAAUUCGGUUCUUACAAUUUCCGCGAGUAUGCGAGGCGACGGACCCGAGAUGCUUUCCGAGAAAACUAUGCGGUGGAAGACGAGCGCAAGAUUCAGGAGUUGAUUCAGAAGGGGCUGAAGGAGCUUCAGACGAUGAAGCGACAAACGGUUAUUGGACAGUUCUACAAGAUGGAUCGAUUAGUGGUCGAGGGAGGACAGUCGGGCAAAGAAACGAAAUCAGGAGAGAUAGUACGGCAAAGAGAGCAAGGUUACGACUGAGUUAAUGAAAAGCAUGCGAAAAUGACAAUGAUAAAUCUGGAGGGAUUGAUGGCUGUAUAGUAGGGUGGCAAUGGGGCUUGUACAUCAUACAUAUAUCACAGGAGCAUCGAGAGACCGGCUUUUCGGCUCGGCUUGGGAGUAUUGCGGGAUCGUUACGGGACAAACUUUAGACUACACAAUCUCAACACCGAUUGCGAAAACUCGCGAGCGCCCAAGCUGGCCUCACCCGGAGAGAGCUUUGGCCUGUCUGUAUGACCUCGAUGCCCAGAUUUAGUGCUGCAGGUCACCAAUUGAGGGCAAGGAAUGUGCUGCUGCAGUAUCUCAUCUUGCACGCUAGAUGCAGCGCUUCAUGUGAGGUUCUGCGUGAACGGUUAAGGUGGCGGCUAUCGCAAAGUACCUACAAUGCAAACUCCACGCCACUUAUAAAAGUUUACAAGAUUCUUAAGUUAUCG
This is a messenger RNA of Trichoderma harzianum CBS 226.95, 948 nucleotides long. RefSeq lists its product as hypothetical. Gene Ontology annotation, biological process: iron-sulfur cluster assembly. The coding region runs from base 158 to 496 and encodes 112 amino acids. The record is from RefSeq and is a predicted model, not a curated record. Gene Ontology annotation, cellular component: L-cysteine desulfurase complex; mitochondrion. The transcript is spliced from 5 exons. NCBI's taxonomy places the organism in Eukaryota, Fungi, Ascomycota, Sordariomycetes, Hypocreales, Hypocreaceae.